AUGCGCUCAAUGGCGGAGGGAAUGUUGGUGAUGGCGCUGGUGAUGGCGAUGCAAGGAAGCGUCUCCACCUUCUCAGUACUUCCCAACUAUGGCAAUAUGCGGAGCUCUCAACGAGGAGAACAGAUUUCAACGUGCCAAACCCGGACAGCACUGGAAAAGCUGAUCCGCCAGCGAUCCACGUUGAGUUUGGAGGCGAAGAAGAAAAGGGAUGGAGAGGUGGAAGUGUCGAGCAAGAGGAAGGAGAAGCAGCUGAUCGCUGACAUUCAAGACUUGGUGGGUCAAGCUGGUAUCGGUUUCGAUGCAUCAAAGCAAGAUGUCGAGCGGAUGGACAGCAUGCUGAGCGAGCUUGAGGAGUUUAACGCUGUGGAAAGCCCGACGAGGAGCGCGAAGCUGUGGGGGAGAUGGGAGCUGGCGUUUACCAACUCUCCCGCCAUGGUGAAGAACAGAGGGCUGACGGGCUUCGGGAACUUUCCCUUCAUGAAAUUCAAGAGCAUCACCCAGACUUUGAGCAGCACCGGCGUUGCUGAGACGGAGGAGGUUCUGCUCAUGCCCGUCACAGGAGCACCAGUGACGAGUGUGCUACAAGGAAACAUCACGGUGGUGAACCAGCAGGUGUUCGAGCAAAGCUACGAGAACGUCAACUUGGCCUCCGUCCUCAAGGCGCAGUCGCAGAUCGUGGGCUCGGGCGUUUUCUUCAGCCUGACAGCAAAGCUGUUCUUGCCAUCACGUACCUCUCUGAAGGUGGGAAGACCCUCUCGCCUCGUCUCCAUCCUCAGCUCCCGACCCUGA
This is a messenger RNA of Guillardia theta CCMP2712, 789 nucleotides long. RefSeq lists its product as hypothetical. The record is from RefSeq and is a predicted model, not a curated record. Bases 1 to 789 code for a protein of 262 amino acids. Lineage: Eukaryota; Cryptophyceae; Pyrenomonadales; Geminigeraceae. The transcript is spliced from 5 exons.